AUGACCAGCAACACCGCCGUCCAGCUGCGGAUCUUCAACGCCCUGCAGCGCCCCAAGCUCGAUCCACGAGGAGCCCCAAACCACUGGCAUUUCGACAUCAGAGAAUUGCCCGAUGCUCCCGGCGAACUGGUCUUCCUGGCAAAUCCACACAGCCGAAAAUUCCACGGCGAAGGCCGAACCAAGAUCUCCGACCUUUCAAUCUCAAUGCAAGCCAAAGUUAUCGUCCCCCUACUACUGGAGGCAUUCGUCACGCAAUUCGACGAAGAUCCCGAGCAAUUAAUGAACGACGAGAAGCCAUUUGUUCCGUUCAGCUGGAGUACCGGCAACCCGGCCCUGGCGCGCGCUGUCUCUGCCAGGUGCAAGUCAAUUGGCAUCAGAUCUGAACUGUGCUCGGUUCAAGUGUCUGAUGCGAACACGGUCAGCAUUGCCGGAGAGUGCUAUGUGAAGUGGCGGAAGGAUAUCGAACAGGCUAUGAUGAUGUUCGGCUAUCCCGAGGAUGAUGGAGAGGCUAAUGUUGAGUGGGAAGGUGGUUGUGAAUAUUGCCAUUUCACUCCGUCGCUUGACAAGCCGCUGUUCCCUUGUGGCGAGUGUGAUGGAGUGGUUUACUGUUCGACUGAAUGCCAGAAAUUGGAUGCCAAAUUCCACGGCGAGAUGCCAUUUGACUGA
This is a messenger RNA of Penicillium olsonii, 666 nucleotides long. NCBI's taxonomy places the organism in Eukaryota, Fungi, Ascomycota, Eurotiomycetes, Eurotiales, Aspergillaceae. The record is from the annotation of a GenBank genome assembly.